CAUUGCAACAGAGACAUAGUCCUACAGUCUUGAGUGCAGCUGUACUACAAAACCGUUGCAUUUACAGUAGUGCACUAAAACAUUACAUUCUAGCAUGGCAUCUGGGAGGAUCCUGUAGAAGACGAAAGACAGAGCUUGUGUGUGUGUCUGCCUGCCUGAGUCAAUCAACACCACCAACAGUCAAUCAUCAACAGGAAGACACAAAUGUCAACGAUGGCUCAGACAGCUUCCUCACACGUAGGAGGUUGCAAUGAGUCUAAAGAAUUUUCAUUAGAAGAUUUGUGUAAGAUUCACCCAAAUGACAUUUAUCAAUCUGAGACAGCAGACAAGUAUUCCAAAGAAUACCUCCCAAAAAUUUUCUUGACCAACGCACAAUCCCUCCAAAACAAGCUGGAAUAUCUAAAGCUCGAGCUAAAAAAAGAGGAAGAGGAAAAGGAAUGUCAUCUCGUAUGCAUCACAGAGACAUGGGAGAAAGGUGAUUCCCCGAAAUGUGAAUUCUCUGACUCUUUAAAUGGCUACAUGUACAUCUGCGAGAGACGACAUGUAGGAGAAAAGUGCUGUAAUGUGGAGAGAGGAGGAGGCCUGAUUGCCUAUUGUAGAAAGGGGAAGAAAAUUGAGAAAAUAGAUCAAUUAUGCGAGCAAAUCAAUCAGCGAAAGAUAAAAGAUCGUUCCUUGGAGACAGAUGUAGGGUAUGAAAUAAUGCCCUUCUUCUACAGGACAGGGCAAGCAGAAGAUAUUCCUCCAGUCAUCUUCAUCCUGGUGUACAUCACCAGUACACAAGAAGCUGGAAUACUAGAAGCAAAAAAAAGAAUCACUAAAUGCUAUGAGCUAUUGCUGCAGUGGUCUAAAGGAGGGCCUGUAUUCUUACUGGGUGAUUUCAACAAGUGUGAGUUUACAGAUGUGAAAGUGAAGAGUACACAGAGAGAGCACAUCUUAAAGCAGUAUGUGACCUGCCCCACUAGGGGCGAAAGUAUCCUGGACAAGUGCUAUGGCAACAUCCCUGGUGCCUACUCAUCUAAAUGCAGACGGCCACUGGGCAAGUCAGACCACAAUGUCAUUUUCCUGAACCCAGGGCCUGCUCAAAAUGAGUGCACACAUCCUGAAGCUAAAAAGGACCCGAAACGUGGUCUGGAGCAGCAAAUGGGCGAUUUAUCUUUGGCUGGGACAACCAAAGGGAAAAAGUGAGAAGACACCCGACUCCAUAUGAGGCCAAAGAGUCUGAGGAACAGCCAUCAGGCCUACAGAUGACAUGACUACUGACAGAUAUUUUUAGUGCCUGAUUUCCUCAAUACAGGAUUCAAUAGGAAGGAUGUAGAGCUAUCUGAAAACUCAAAGGAGCAUCGUCCAGCUUCUUUACCCGUUUUAUAUACAUAUAUUUCAUAUACACUCUGAACCAUGAUUUCAUUUCAGAGAUUUAAAUAUAGAGUAAUAGUUAAUAGCGGUAAAUAACCAAAGAAAAGCAUUUAUAAUCAAAGAAAGGUGGAGGAUUGUGUGACAGACUUAUUUGUGUCUUUGUUUCUAACAUAAUUAAUCAUGCUUGAGGUGGAUGAUGCUCAUUAGUCUUGUUAUUUACUCUUAAUCAAUCAUGAAGUUGUGUGUGUGUGUGUGUCAUCCUAUAGUCUAGUUUCAUUUUGCAUUUACAUUUAAGUAUCACAAAUGAAGUGUACAUGGUGAUAUCUAUAGGGUAAAUGUUUAUAAUCAACCAUUUCUUACCAUAUUGUUUUCAGAUGGCUUGUUAUCUGAAAUGUCUAUGAUAUGUCUUACCUUCUAUAUCUCUACGCUGAUCUAAUUUAAGAUAAUUCAAUAAUUAUCUUGAAUAACCAAUAAACAGGAAA
Sardina pilchardus (European sardine) is the source of this 1835-nucleotide messenger RNA. RefSeq lists its product as uncharacterized. The transcript has 3 exons. The record is from RefSeq and is a predicted model, not a curated record. The coding region runs from base 205 to 1185 and encodes 326 amino acids. Lineage: Eukaryota; Metazoa; Chordata; Actinopteri; Clupeiformes; Clupeidae.